Pimephales promelas (fathead minnow) is the source of this 1893-nucleotide messenger RNA. RefSeq names its product protein tyrosine phosphatase 4A3a (gene ptp4a3a). Gene Ontology annotation, biological process: protein dephosphorylation. NCBI's taxonomy places the organism in Eukaryota, Metazoa, Chordata, Actinopteri, Cypriniformes, Leuciscidae. The record is from RefSeq and is a predicted model, not a curated record.
GAAAGAACUUUGAACAGAACGAUUGGCUCGCGAAUCGGACAUCACUACGAUCGCAUGGCGAGGCUUGAGUCACCCAGACAUUGUAGAUUAUUUGCUGGAACCUUUCGCUCUGUCCUUCAGUAGUGGCUUUGUCCAUGGCGUUCUUGCAGAGGACUGGAGACUACUGCCACGCUCAGCAUCGACACGUCUAAACCCUGGGAGAAUGUGUUGCGCUCUGUUCACUGAUUCCUGGAUGCUCUGAGACGCUCUUCCCUCUACUACUUGUGGUCCUGCAACCCAAAACUCCUCUCAAAUCUAAUGGGGUGAUCUUACCUCUCUGGCUACGGCAAGCCAUUAGAGAGGCAAUUCAAGAGACUGGGAACUUUGAACAUCGAAGAGUUUUGCAGUGUUUUAUUCACAAAGAAAGAUCAGCGGCUGAACAAAGCGUCCUUUGCUUGUGAACGGUUCGGAGUUGGAGGAAGCACAAUGGCUCGGAUGAACCGGCCGGCCCCAGUGGAGGUGUGCUACAAGAACAUGAGGUUCUUAAUCACUCACAACCCGACAAACUCCACUCUGAGCAGCUUCAUAGAGGAUCUUAAGAAGUAUGGUGCCACAACGGUGGUCAGAGUCUGUGAGAUAACCUACGACAAAUCACCACUGGAGAAGGAUGGCAUAACAGUCGUGGACUGGCCAUUUGAUGACGGCGCUCCUCCCCCCACUAAGGUUGUGGAGGACUGGCUGAGUCUCCUGAAGCGACGCUUCAUAGAUGACCCCGGUUGCUGCGUGGCUGUGCACUGCGUGGCCGGUUUAGGAAGAGCUCCAGUACUGGUGGCUGUGGCACUGAUUGAAAGUGGGAUGAAGUAUGAAGAUGCCAUCCAGUUCAUCAGACAGAAGCGCAGAGGUGCAAUAAACAGCAAGCAGUUGACAUAUCUAGAGAAAUAUCGGCCCAAACAGAGACUGCGCUAUAAGCACCCGCACAUUUUCAAGAACAAGUGCUGCAUCAUGUGACUGCACCCUCACCCUGCUGUUCUGAACCUGAUGGACUGGGCCACACCUGAUGCACUUUUGCUGUAAAAAGAUGAACCGAUUCGGUCUGGAUGAAAACCCCGCUGGUGCCUAAAAUCCUCCUCACUCUUGAUUGUGGUGUGGAUACUGCCAUGGCUUUUCCAAGACUUACGACUCAGAGGUCUGAAAGGCUGCGCAUCUCUGAGGUUAAUGAGAUAUGGUGAAGGCGACCUCUGACCUUUGACCCUUGCACCAGGACCGACACCCUAAUCAUGCCUCAAAUGAUCGUGACUGUCUGAAAGAGCCGGGCGGUGUGAUAAUGUGAAUCAUGGACAAAAUUUGUGCUUUCUUACUCUCUACUAAUUUUUCUUUCUACAGCUUCUCUUCAGAGUCCAAUUUUUAGAUGACUACGUUUCCUUUAACACUUUCCGUUUUCAGCACAAAUCUUUUUACUGGUGACCUUUUCCAUGAUGCUUUUGUUUUAUGAGCAAACAACGGUUAAAGUGGACUAAUGAAGGGCUUAUGUUGUGUGAAAAAUAUUUCUGUUUCACAAAGCAGCUCUUUGCUAUUUCUAUUAGGUUCAGUGCCAGACUCUUAAAGGUUUCUGAAAGCUACAUGCGAAGGUCAAUGAAUUUAACUGCGAAAUGCUUUUGCGUGUUUAUGUGCUUAAAAUCAAACCUCGUGUUUGUUGGAGUAAUUUUACCUUGUUAGGACUUCAGGGUUCCCUGGAAGCGGUCUGUCUAUGAUGCUUGUCCGUUCAGUUCAACAGAGAUCAGAUGGUAAAAACGACCCUAUAUAAAUGAAUUUCCAGACAAGAUGGUGGUUUCAAGUUUGUUUUUCUCUGUUUUUGUAAGAACACACCUCCAGCUGCAUAAUACAAAUAAAGGCUGUUGCAAUCAUGAAUAAGGA